AACAAUUUUUAGCAUGAUAUCAACAACUCACGUGCGCACGUGCCUCCCAAUUCGCUCCUACAUUCUUUCCGAUUCCGUCUGCAAAUAUCACUCACGCCACCGUAACGCCGCCGCACCUCCAUCAUCGCCACCACCUCCAAAACCUAAAAUCCACCGUUAAUUUACACAUCACCGGCAUUUCACACUGAAAAAACACUCUCAUCUUAAACCUCCACAAUCCCUACCGAUCAUAAUCGCUUCUCUGCGUGUGUUUGCACGAGUAGAACUGUAAAAGUUCGACUUAGCGAACAAACUAUGACGGCGAAGAAGAGAUUUGUAAAUGUUGCUUCGAGACGCCAUAUAUCGCCGUUAGUUUUGAAGUUUUUGAUCUUAUUGUUGAUAUUAUUUUGUAUCGUUGUUUUUUCCGGAGUAUUCUCGCAAUUUAGGCUUCAAUCGUCGUCUAGUUUCACGGAUUUAGGUCUCGAUGAAUUGCGUCUCGAUAGUUAUCGUAUGAAGAUCGCUUUUCUUUUCCUUGUUCGUGAUAAUCUUCCUCUCGAUUUCCUCUGGCACAACUUCUUUAAGAAUGCAGAUCCUGAGAAAUUCACAAUUUACGUACACUCGAAGCCUGGUUUUGUGUUCGAUGCGUCAACUACCAAAUCAGUGUUUUUCUACAACCGACAGUUGAAAAACAGUGUUGAGGUGGGUUGGGGUAAGCCAACUAUGAUUCAAGCAGAAAAGCUGUUGUUCAAGGCAGCCCUUGAUGAUCCUGAUAAUCAUAUAUUUGUUCUUCUCUCUGACAGUUGUGUCCCGCUAUAUAAUUUCAGUUACAUAUACACAUAUUUAAUGUCAUCUCCAAGAAGUUUCGUGGACAGCUUUAUUGAUGCUACGGAAGAACGUUAUAAUCCAGAGAUGUCUCCUGACAUACCUGAAGAAAAAUGGCGGAAAGGAUCCCAGUGGAUCACAUUAGUAAGAAGGCACGCAGAGGUGGUUGCAUAUGAUCACGUUGUUUUCCCUGUAUUUAACAAACACUGCAAGCGGCGGCCACUUCUAGACUUGAGCAAGGGAAACGAGUCUCUUAUAGAGCAGCAGCAACACAAUUGCAUCCCGGAUGAACAUUAUGUCCCCACCUCACUUGCAAUGCAGGGAUUUGAGGAUGAAUUGGCGAGAAGAACAUUGACUUAUUCUUUAUGGAACCAGUCUACCGAAACAAUGGAUACACAAGCCUGGCACCCUGUAACAUUUAGUUAUGCAACCGCUAGCCAGAAAAACAUUCAAGAUAUCAAGGAUAUUGACCAUGUUUAUUUCAAGUCUGAGAACCGGACUGAAUGGUGCAGUGGACCAUGUUAUCUAUUUGCAAGGAAGUUCACUCGUGGUGCAUCCAUGCGCCUUUUGACGAACGGUGUCGUGGGUCCAUAUGAUCCCAACACAUUGUUUUUGGACCGGAUAUAGGCUCGUGUUCUUGUGUUGGGAGAAAAUAUGGAAGAUAGUUGCAGUGAAUGUAUACCGAUUUGAUGUACAUAUGGAGGGUAUUUCUGAUAUACCCAACAUUUUGUUAAAAGUUGAGACCAUCCAAUUCCUCUAAAUAUCCAAGAAGUGAAGAACACUAUUCAUUUGUUUAAGGGUAAAUUACUUUUUGAGUC
Helianthus annuus (common sunflower) is the source of this 1619-nucleotide messenger RNA. Its product is annotated as glycosyltransferase BC10. The coding region runs from base 295 to 1428 and encodes 377 amino acids. The transcript is spliced from 10 exons. Gene Ontology annotation, cellular component: membrane. Lineage: Eukaryota; Viridiplantae; Streptophyta; Magnoliopsida; Asterales; Asteraceae. Gene Ontology annotation, molecular function: glycosyltransferase activity. The record is from RefSeq and is a predicted model, not a curated record.